This is a messenger RNA of Malaya genurostris, 606 nucleotides long. RefSeq lists its product as uncharacterized. The transcript has a single exon. Bases 1 to 606 code for a protein of 201 amino acids. NCBI's taxonomy places the organism in Eukaryota, Metazoa, Arthropoda, Insecta, Diptera, Culicidae. The record is from RefSeq and is a predicted model, not a curated record.
AUGUUUAUUCGGAAGAUCGCCAACGGAUUUGGUCUUGCGAGUGCUAAAGGAUCAAAUAUUCCUUUAGAUCCUGGCUACUACAAAAACCGUAUAGGUAGUAAUAAAUUACCGGAUAAUAAAGAUUACCACAGUCUAAUUGGAGCACUUCUGUACGUGGGAGUGAAUACACGUCCGGACGUGAUUUCGAGUGUAUCAAUUCUGAGCAGAAAUGUAAGCAAUCAUUCUGAACUAGAUUGGUUGGAGCUGAAGAGAGUGGUCAGAUACCUGUUGAAAACAAUUAAGUACAAGUUGGUGUUGCGAGCUGACCGGAAAAGCUCGUUAGUACUGCACGGAUUCAGUGAUGCUGAUUGGAGCGGUGAUGUCUCCGACAUAAAGUCAAACACUGGGUACAUAUUCAAACUGGGAGAAGCCGCUAUAUCCUGGGCAAGUCGAAAGCAGGCGUGUGUCUCACUUUCAAGUAUGGAGGCAGAAUAUACUGCACUAUCUGAAGCGUGCAAAGAGUUGAUCUGGAUACGUCGUCUACUGAACGAUUUGAAAUGCACACAAGUAGGAGCGACAGUAAUGUUUGAAGAUAACAUGAGCUGCAUAAAUUUCGUAGAAGUGUAG